UUUAUAUAGGAGAGAGACAGGGGGGGCGAAACAACGUUAAAAAGAGAAUUAGGAGGCUUCUGGAAUUUUGGAUGUUUCAUUAGUUCUUUACUUCUCUCUUUGGGUUUCCUAUCUCUCUUCAAAACUACAGUAUAUAUUCUCUACUCCUCUCUUUUUUAUCUUCUCGAGACUCAAGGAAUUAAAAAUAAAAUUUAAACUAUGAAGAUUUCAGUGAAAAAUCUCAAGAAUGCAAAGUUCGAUAUAGAAGUUAAUCCUGAUGAUAAGGUGUCUGAUGUCAAAAAAAGCAUAGAAACUUCUCAGGGAUCAGAUGUUUACCCCGCCUCACAACAAAUGCUUAUCCAUCAGGGAAAAGUUCUUAAAGAUGACACAACGUUGGCUGAAAACCAAGUUGUUGAGAACAGUUUUCUUGUUAUUAUGUUGACUAAGACCAAAAGCUCAUAUAGUGGAACUCCAACUACAACAACCACACCUACUGGUCAGGUUCAGUCAGCAGCUUCAGUGCCUCCUGCUGUGGCUCCAGCAUCAGCCCUGCCUCAACCACCACCUACUCUUGCAUCUGCUCCUGUUCCAACUUCCGCAACUGCCUUCAGGCAAGGAUCAGAUGUAUAUGGUCAAGCAGCAUCGAAUCUUGUUGCAGGGAAUAACCUUGAGCAAACUAUUCAGGAGAUUUUGGAUAUGGGAGGAGGGACCUGGGACAGAGAUACCGUAGUUCGUGCACUCCGCGCUGCUUUCAACAACCCUGAAAGAGCUGUUGACUAUUUAUACUCGGGAAUUCCCGAGCAACCAGUUGUGGUGCCUGCACCCCAGGCUCCUACUGGACAAGCUGGACUCCCUCCUGCCCAAGCUCGAGAACCAGCUCAGUUGGGGGUUCCCUCUACUGGUCCCAAUGCAAAUCCAUUAGAUCUGUUUCCACAGGGCCUUCCCAACUUGGAGACUAAUGCUGCUGCUGGAGGUAACUUAGACUUCUUACGCACCAAUCCACAGUUUCAAGCUCUGCGAGCUAUGGUGCAAGCGAACCCACAAAUCUUGCAGCCUAUGCUUCAAGAGCUUGGGAAGCAAAACCCUCAGCUGGUGAGGCUCAUUCAGGAGCAUCAAACUGAUUUCCUUCGCCUUAUCAACGAACCCGUUGAAGGAGAGGAGAAUAUAAUGGAACAGCUAGCUGCAGCAAUGCCACAAGUGGCUGUCACACCUGAGGAGCAGCAAGCUAUUGAACGUCUCGAGGCGAUGGGUUUUGAUAGAGCGGUUGUGCUGGAGGUGUUCUUUGCCUGCAACAAGAAUGAGGAGCUCGCUGCUAAUUAUCUAUUGGAUCAUGGUCAUGAGUACGAAUAAUUAUACGAGGGACUGAAUAUAGCAUCCUUAUCUUUCUGCCUUCCAGUUCUAUUUCUUUUUUUAACCUCACUCACCACCUCCUAGUUGUUUAGAUAUGUGGAUCGAGUACAACUAGAGUACCCUUUUCCUUUUUUUCCUGUUGUUUUUAGUUUCUUCACCUGGAAAAUGAAAAUUACAAAGAGAUGGAUCAUAAAAUGUGUUAUUGUUUUUUCUGGAUUUAUUAACAUGUAAAUGAAUUUAUACUCUCACAUUUUCUUUGUUUUUUUUUCUCUCUGUUUCCUACA
Messenger RNA from Papaver somniferum (opium poppy), 1613 nucleotides. Its product is annotated as ubiquitin receptor RAD23d-like. Gene Ontology annotation, cellular component: cytosol; nucleoplasm. Gene Ontology annotation, biological process: nucleotide-excision repair; proteasome-mediated ubiquitin-dependent protein catabolic process. The transcript is spliced from 12 exons. NCBI's taxonomy places the organism in Eukaryota, Viridiplantae, Streptophyta, Magnoliopsida, Ranunculales, Papaveraceae. Gene Ontology annotation, molecular function: proteasome binding; polyubiquitin modification-dependent protein binding; damaged DNA binding. The record is from RefSeq and is a predicted model, not a curated record. The coding region runs from base 199 to 1329 and encodes 376 amino acids.